Molecule: messenger RNA, 570 nt
Organism: Quercus lobata
Lineage: Eukaryota; Viridiplantae; Streptophyta; Magnoliopsida; Fagales; Fagaceae
Exons: 1
Coding region: 1-570 (189 amino acids)
Source: RefSeq, a predicted model, not a curated record
AUGAACAAAGCCCUGGAUCAGAUCUCUAGGUCACCUUUCACGCACAGGAUAGAAGGGGUUAAACUACCACGGCGUUUCCAUCAACUUACGUUUACCAUUUACAACGGCCGAACAGACCCUGUGGAGCAUGUGAGCCAGUUUAACCAAAGAAUGGCUAUCCAUUCUCGAAAUGAGGCUCUGAUGUGCAAAGUUUUUCCGUCCAGCCUGGGACCCGUAGCGAUGAGAUGGUUCAAUAGCUUGAAAACGAACUCCAUAGAUUCCAAUAAGCAGCUUACUCAAGUUUUUUGCUCUCGUUUUGUUACGAACAGCAGGGUUCCUCAACCCCUGAGUUUGUUAUUAUCAUUAUCCAUGCACGAAGGGGAAACCUUAAAGGCGUAUUCGGAUAGGUAUUGGGAGAUGUACAACGAGAUGGAUGAAAACCACAAUGACGUCACCAUCAGUACGUUCAAAAGUGGUCUCCCUACUGAGCAUGGUUUAAGGAAGUCUCUAACUAGUAAACCUGUUACCAGCGUUUGCCAACUGAUGGAUAGGAUUGACAAAUACAAAAGGGUGGAAGAGGACCAGCUAUAA